AUGGAUGGACAUGUUGGAGAUGAUCGUCAGUGUGGUACAAGUGGAGUUGACAUGGAUGGACAUGUUGGAGAUGAUCAUCAGUGUGCUACAAGUGGAGUAGACUUUGAUUCAGAAGAAGUUUAUGCAGAUGAUGGAGAUCAUGUGAUAGGCAAUACAGUUGGUGGAACUUCCUCUAAUCCACCAACUGAAGAGUUUGUUAACCAUGAUGAAGCUGCUGGUAAUGAUGGUGAAGCUGGUGGGAGCCAUAGUCAACCCAUCAGAUUUGACGGUGAAAAUGGUGACAUGUCGGGAAAAACUACAGGCACCAAAAACAUCAGAGCAAAUUAUGUACGCCAAUGUCCUAAACAUCUAGAACCAAAUGACAUGAGAGAAGAUAAUGUAAAUGUGGGGCUACAUGACAACCCAGCUUCUGAUGAUGAAUGCAACGGAAAACAGGUGAAGUACCCUGCAUCCAAGAAAAUGACAUCACUGCCAAAUUGGAAACCUGGUGAAAAUCUUGGAGACCAAAAAAAGGUUUGGCAGCUUUUUGGUGACUAUACAGUUCUAACUGGAAGGCCGAUUUACAUGUAUACCAACGACGGAGUGAGAUGUAGAAUCAAGUGCAAAGAGCCAUGCACAUGGUUUGUGUAUGCAAGAAUCAUAAAGGCCUUUAACCCUCAUGACUAUGUGUUGGUGUCUAUGAAGGAUGUUCACAUCAGCGAGUGUGAACCGGAUUGGGAGAAUCGGAAGAUUAGAGCAAAAUGGUUGGCAAAUAGGUAUACGGAGAAGAUCAAAGCUGAUCCCAAAAUCCCAGUGAAAGCUAUAAGGCAAUGUAUGGAUGAGGAUUUUACAUCUGAGAUAACCAGAACAAAGGCAUAUAGGGCCAGAACAAUUGCCCUUGAAGGAAUUUAUGGGAAGACGGCUGAUCAGUAA
Oldenlandia corymbosa var. corymbosa is the source of this 912-nucleotide messenger RNA. The record is from the annotation of a GenBank genome assembly. Lineage: Eukaryota; Viridiplantae; Streptophyta; Magnoliopsida; Gentianales; Rubiaceae.